Messenger RNA from Anopheles moucheti, 3091 nucleotides. RefSeq names its product growth hormone secretagogue receptor type 1-like. Gene Ontology annotation, molecular function: thyrotropin-releasing hormone receptor activity. Gene Ontology annotation, cellular component: plasma membrane. NCBI's taxonomy places the organism in Eukaryota, Metazoa, Arthropoda, Insecta, Diptera, Culicidae. Bases 359 to 1933 code for a protein of 524 amino acids. Gene Ontology annotation, biological process: G protein-coupled receptor signaling pathway. The record is from RefSeq and is a predicted model, not a curated record. The transcript has 4 exons.
AGCCAAAUCAAGCAAGUGGAACAAAACGACGUCGAACCGACGGACAGGGACGAAGGGGAGCUCCGGGGUUUCGGCGGUAGGGGCAGCAACGGUGAUAUGGAUUGCCGUGGCACAUCUGAUCCACGGCAUCGGCGCGUACUCACUGGAGGGCGACCCGCCCGGCAGUAACGCCAGUAACGCCGGAUAUGGUAACGCUUACAGUAACCGAUUCGGAAGGCUGCUUCUGAACGGGACACGCGCGUCGGCAAGCAGUUUGUCCACGUCCAGUGCCACCACCGACCGGGGUCUGUUCGAUGGCGGCGUCGAGUUCGUCCCUGCCGAUGGCACCGCUUCCGCUGGCUUUAACGAUUCCAGCGAAAUGCCCCAAAUUCCCGAGUACAUCCGGGCGACAUCGAUGGUGUUCUGCAUCAUUAUCAUGUGUCUCGGCGUUAUCGGUAACAUUAUGGUCCCGAUUGUCAUACUCAAGACGAAGGAUAUGCGCAACUCGACCAACAUCUUUCUCACCAAUCUCAGCAUCGCCGAUCUGCUGGUUCUGCUCGUCUGCACACCAACCGUGCUGGUGGAGGUCAACUCACCACCGGAGGUUUGGGUACUCGGCGAGGAAAUGUGCAAAGCGGUACCGUUCGUGGAACUAACGGUGGCGCACGCGAGUGUUCUAACGAUUCUGGCAAUAUCCUUCGAGCGAUACUACGCCAUCUGUGAACCACUGAAGGCAGGAUACGUCUGCACGAAGACGCGCGCCCUGCUAAUCUGCCUCGCGGCCUGGACGGUCGCCGCCAUCCUGACGAGUCCGAUCCUUUUCUUCGCCGAGUACAGCGUGCAGCCGUACCUGGACGGGAGCCGGGCCGCCAUGUGCCUAACGAAAGCGUCCAACGGCUGGACGUUCACCUUCUUCCUGAUGACGAUCUCGCUGUUCUUCGUGCUCCCGCUGGCCAUUCUGGUCGUGCUGUACGCGAUCAUAGCCCGCAACCUCAUCGCCAGCGAUCGGUCGCGGCUAAAGAUACGGCUAAGCAAACCCGAACUCAGCCACAAGGCACGCAAGCAGGUCGUGCUGAUGUUGGGCGCGGUGGUGCUCGCGUUCUUCACCUGUCUGCUGCCGUUCCGCGUGCUGACCCUGUGGAUCAUACUCGUGCCGGAGGAAACGUUCCAGCAGCUAGCGCCCGAGCGCUAUUACAACCUGCUGUACUUUAGCCGCAUCAUGCUCUACCUCAACUCCGCCGUCAACCCGAUCCUGUACAAUCUGAUGUCGUCCAAGUUCCGCAAAGGGUUUCUGCGGCUGUGCAGCUGCACGGACUGUGGCCCGAGCGGAGCGCACGGUCGCCGAAAGGGUCGCAAUAGGUCCGCCACCUUUACCACCACGACCACCACAACCACGACGACGACGAGUUCCACCUUCGGUGGACACCCGUCGGCGGGACUCGGGUGCGGGUUCGACCCGAGCACGGACGGCCACCCAAUCGACCGGAAGAAUGGGUCGAGAAAGCUCACAUUAUCGUUGGACGAUUUGCGCCUUCAGCUGCCGACGGAAAGGUCCUCACCGCCACCCCCGCCGUCCUUCUACCGUCUCAAUCUGGUCCGGCAGUACUCGAGUCCGCUGCUUGCCUUCUCUUCGCCGGCCCCUGUCCGACCACCGCCGUGCCACCGUGGCGCAUUUAAGCGUCAGUUUAACGUGACCUUCGACGAACCGGCCGCACUGCUUGCGACGGCCGAAGCCGAACAGCUACUGCUACGCAUCGAACAUCCCGAGCCGGAUCCCGAUGCAUCGGUGCUAUUAUCCCGCCCCCAAGCAUUGCGUAAUCCGCUCCGGAUCAAGCUGCCACGGUUCGGUGCCCGCCGGCCGGUAGCGAACGGUGAUCGGCGGGCGGCCACGAUGAAGCAGCUGUCGCUGGACGAAAGUUUACUGACGGCGGCGAUUGCUGGGCGAAAAGUUUGACAAUUUCACCGAUCCGAUGCUGGUUCGAUUAGGUGUUUGACUAACGAACCGGAUGUACGGUCGGGACGGAGUACGCAGGGUGGUACGCCGGGUCGGACUGGGACGUCCCGCGGUGUCGCUUUUGCGGUCGUCGUCAGUCGUUUCUAAUUGAGUUUCGUUGUUUCGCCACGGUACACAACCCCAUCCGGACGGGUGGUCCUCGAUGUCUCGACCAGCCCGACCAGGCCAGGUUUUCGGGGCCUGUGAAGGUCGAGUCAAUGAAGAGGGACACGGUAUGCCCGACCGGUCACUGACCUUCCCGACACAAGACGCGGUUCGGAGACGCGGUUCGCCGUUCUUUGAAUUCCAAGUCAAGUGUGUCGUAAAAGGUAAUCAACAAUAGCAAACGGACAAGGACGACAGCACGACCAUUAAAGGGCCGGAAGCGCAACGUAUGGAACACCGUUUCGUCACACCCCCUUUUGCGGUCCGGGGGAAAAAAAACACCCAAACGUCGGCACCCAUAAUCGUCACCCGGUAAUAAGCUGUACCCGUUAUCGUUAAGCCAUGUUUUAAGGGAUUUCCUCUUUUCCUGUGCGGGUUUCGGAGAGGCGAGCUGGGAGAACCGAUUUCCACCCCAAAAAAAAAAAAGAAAAACAUAAACCCUUAAAAUACGACAGUUGCUCAUACCAAAAGACACACAAGCGAGAGAAGAGAAGAAGAAGAAAAAAGAAAUAUUCACACACACACAAAAAUGUUCGCCAAAUGACCAUCCGUAAAUGGUCGCAUCGCAUUUACUUAACCAUUUCGUAAGUCCUAGUCCGUGCAACAGUGUGAAUCGUGUGCAAUCGCGUGGGAAUGGAAAAGGAAAAGGAAGGCACGAAUAUGUAGCGAUAUUAAUAGUACUUCCGGCCGGUGUUUUCCAUGGUGUUUCCGUUUGGCAACCGGCAGAACAGAUGCCGGCACAAUGCGCAACAAACAUUUCCCUUUGUAGUUGUUAGAUUUUGUGUGUAAUUUUAUGUUGCGUUGAAUCGAUCAGCAUGGUUUAUGUUUUCCUCUGUUGAUAAGUGUGCGAAACAUUGUCGGGUAGAUCGGGUUUUUGUUUUAUGUUGUUGUGUUUUGUUUUUGUUUAGUUUGAUGUAGUUUUAGGUAUUUAAACAGUACGCAUUAAUUUUAAAU